AUGUCUCGUCUUCAUUAUGACCCCGAGUUCUAUGAACUAGGUGCUUCCAAGAUUGAAGCGCAGAAACACGUCUUCCCGGUUGGUGACGUGGAAAGUAGAAGAAAACAAAUUGAGGAUUUCAUCCGGGGCCCAGGUGGUCAACAGCAACUGCUCGACAACGUCGAAAUGCUGCUCCAUGAUGCUGAAGCCUCGGACGGGUUCAAAGUAAAGAUUCUGCACUUCCGACAAAAAGACAGUCUUGGUAAACAGCACGGACCUGGCAUCGUGCAUGUUCAUGGAGGGGGUACACGGGCUCCAGUGCGAGUGACUAUUCCUCAACACUGGCAGCCUAUGUCUCUGCCACGGGUGUCCCCAUGCUUUCAGUUGACUCGCUCCCGAACACCCGUUUCCCGUACCGCUGGAGGACUGCUGGUCUGCUUUGCUACACGUCCAAACAAAUGCUGCUUCACUCGGCCUUGA
Molecule: messenger RNA, 459 nt
Organism: Fusarium verticillioides 7600
Lineage: Eukaryota; Fungi; Ascomycota; Sordariomycetes; Hypocreales; Nectriaceae
Exons: 1
Coding region: 1-459 (152 amino acids)
Source: RefSeq, a predicted model, not a curated record